Linum tenue is the source of this 3108-nucleotide messenger RNA. The record is from the annotation of a GenBank genome assembly. Lineage: Eukaryota; Viridiplantae; Streptophyta; Magnoliopsida; Malpighiales; Linaceae.
AAACCCCUCUCCUCGCCAGGGUUGGUUCUCUUUCAUCUUUGCCUCUACUCAAGCCGAACCGUACCCAAUCGGAGAGCAAUCAGAACUGCUGAGCUUGGAGUCAGAAUGAGCGUAGCAGCGGCGCCGGAGAAGACUGAGGAAGAGCUUCGUAAAGAGAUCGAUGAGCUCCACCGCCAGCAGCGCCAGAUAACGGAGCGGUUACGUGAUCCUAGGGGGCUCCGACGUGGAGGUUUGCCCGGUGGCGGUCCGAGGAACUUCGCCUCUAACGGCGGUCCUCAGCGAGGGUUUGUUCGGCCGGCUGAUAGGAAUUACUCAGGGGAUCAACCUCCUGCAAAGAAACGGCUUCUGUCUGCUGUUGUGAAGGCUGAGGAUGGAGAGAUAGUUGAGGACGGUGCUAAGGAUGGGAAGGAGGAAGGAUCUAAUGUUGCAGCCAUCAACAAUCAUCAAGAUGAAGUAAAGCCGCUAAAUUUACGUCCAGGUGGUUUGCCUUGGAACCAACGACCACCGAAAAGAGAUUCAGACAUUCCACCUGAUGUGCAUGUGCCAAGGGUGUUGCCGAAGAAUGAGGACCCUAGUUUGGUUAGCAGAAACAAGAGGAUGUUGGGGCAGCUUCUAGGUACCUUGGAGAAAUUCAGAAAAGAGGAUAUGAAGCUCUCAGGGACUGAGGCAUACACAAAGAGGUCAAAUGCUUUGCAAAAGGCUGAGCAAAGAGCCCGUGAAGAAAGUGAAAGGCUGAGACAGGAAGAGCGUGAAAAGAUAGCAGAAAAGAGGAGGAGAGAUCUGGUUCUUAGGGCAAGAGUUGCUGCAAAGGCAGAAGAAAAGAAGUUGGAAUUGUUGUUUCUUCGUUGGACCGAGCAUCAUAAAAAGCUUUCCCAUUUUACAAGGCACAUCUCUUCCUGUCAAGUGAAUCUGUUUGUGUUCCUAGCUACUUUCACAAUCUGGCCAUUGAUUGUUGUUCAAUUGGUUUUCAGGACCAAGGCAGAACCUCCUAUUUAUUAUAUGUCAAAGAAACCAUUGGAUGAAGAUGCAACUUUGCAACAGCAGCAUCAAGAACAGUUAUUAUCGGAAUGGAAGGCCGCAAGAAGAGAGGAGCUAUCCGAGUACCAGAAGCAGAUAGAGGCACAGUACCUCGAAAACGUCGAGAAAGAGCUAGAGAGGUGGCAAAAUGCAAGAAAAGCUAGGAGAGGUAACAACAACGACGCAAACUUGCAAGAAACAAUGGACCAAGAGCUGGAGACCCAUAGGCUCGAGCACGGUCCGAAGACCACAAGAAAGAUCCCAGGUGACAAUGAAGACGGAGAAGAUGAUGAUGUGGAAGAUAUCAUUGUCGGGGAGGAUGACAAUGACAUGAUGGAAGAUGUGCUUGCAGCUGCGGAGGACAAUAACGACACAAAAGUUGAUGAUAUGUUGAAGACGGACGAAGGUGGUCACCACAGCUCGUCUCUGCCUGAGAACCCCGAUCAGUGAUCGCGUUGGAGGGUAAGCUCUGCCUCUUUAUCUUAAUUCAAACUAGAUUAUGUAGCCAUAUUGUCUCCUUGAGUUAGCCCUUAUGGUGUGGAUGGGUCUUCUUCUGUUUGUUGUUGUUUUGGAUUGAUUUUUUCUAGUAUUUAAUCUUUCCCGAGUUGUAGUAAUCUCAUGCUGUGGUUUAGGAAAAACAGAGAAACUAGCCAUGAUCAUAAAAUGAAUUUGGUGACCAUGUGGUUGAUUUGGAGUCGUUUCUUCUGAUAAAUGAAUUUCAUUCUUUUUGUUUAUAAAGGGAAUAGCAACAGUCUGAUAUGAUAUUUGCAGGAAGAAUUCCACCAUCCAAUUCUUCUUCUUCCUCUUCUUGGCUCCCCAACCCCGAACUAAUCACACUCAUUAUCCCAACUCUAUAUACUAAUCCUCACCACAGAAAUAAACAACCAACAAAUGUACAGCCAUAGUCUAUAACCCUCCUGAUAUACAUAUAUAAGACCUUCCCUCUCGGAUCAGUGUCCUUCACCUUUCCUGCUUGGCCCCGAUGCCAAGUUACUCUUCACAACCGCCGCCGGACCAGGAUCUUCCCCUCCUCCGCCGCCAGGAUCCUUCACCUUCUCCGAAGCUCUGUCGACAUAGUUAGUAGCAGCAGCACCACCAGAUGCAGAUGAACUAGCUGUGGCAGCAACUUCGCCAUUCGCAUGGUCGCGAAAUUUUAACAGAGUUCGGGAAUGCACAAGGCGAGGCUGGGCGACGAAAAGGAAGAAGAUUAUGAGGGCAGCAAGAAGAGAUGCAGAGGAGGGUCUCAUUGAUAUUUGCUCUGCUCUGUUUUCCCCUGUUUUUUUUCAGGUGGGUGGAAGCCAAGGCUUUGGAGCUCUGUUGAUGGGAGCUAGUGAUCAAUAUAUAUAUGAUCAGUUUAUUAACUGAGUAUAAAUGAGUACUUUUGGUGGGAGAGAUUCUUAGACCAAGAACAAAAAGAAUGGAGGACCUUGUAGUCCCUCAAAGAAUGGAGCAGAGGGAAAAGGGCAGCCUUAGAUUCUCAAGACCAAGAAGAACAAAAAAGAAUGGAGGUCCUUUGCAGUCUCUCAAUGGACGGAGCAGGGAAAAGGGCCACCUUAUAUUAUAAUUUGACAAAGAAGCUAACUCCUCCAGAAGUAGUUUUAUAACUUCAAAUUGGGAAAUGGAAUCUCCCAAAGGGAAAUGGAACUUUCCCUGUAAAGGCGACGGAAACAGAGUAUGGGAGGGGGAAAAGGUGGCGUUCAACUGAGUUUGCGUUACUGAGAGAGCGCAGGUGGCGGCAGAGUCGAGUCGAGAUCGGGGGUCCAAACAGAGGAACGGACGGAGAAGGGCUUUUUGGAAUCUCGGUUUUCUUGUUCUUGGUAGAGGGUAAUGAUAGAGGGAGAGAGCAUUUUGACCAUGAAUGGGACUAAUAUGUUGCUGUUUUCACUGGGAGGCUGAAUCGCAAAAAUUAGUGGUUUAGGGUUCAGUGAUUAACGGUUAUAAAAUCGUUCUGAACCGUAAAAGUUAGUGGUUUAGAGUUCAGUGAUUAACUGUUAUAAAAUCGUUGGUGAACUGUUGAUAGAAUCGUUCAUAACAUAAAACAUAUAAAACUUGUAUAAUUCACUGAUCUAAAAAUUAAGUUGUUAUUAAACA